Molecule: messenger RNA, 1322 nt
Organism: Lonchura striata (white-rumped munia)
Lineage: Eukaryota; Metazoa; Chordata; Aves; Passeriformes; Estrildidae
Gene: P2RY4
Product: pyrimidinergic receptor P2Y4
Biological process (GO): G protein-coupled receptor signaling pathway; transepithelial chloride transport
Cellular component (GO): plasma membrane
Molecular function (GO): G protein-coupled purinergic nucleotide receptor activity; G protein-coupled UTP receptor activity
Source: RefSeq, a predicted model, not a curated record
UCCCGGCCGCGGGAAGCGGGAGUGGGCACACUCGGCACGGCAGGGCACAGCCAGGGCUGCCCGCAGCACCCCGGCAUGGCCCCGUCCCGCGUGGGGAACCGGCUCUCCCCGUGGGGACCCCACUCCUGAGAGCCGCCCAGGUCUGCAGGUCUGGCGGGCACAACAUGGCCACUCCAGUGAGGAUAUUCCCAGUUUCCCUGUGGACACCGACGCCGGCUCCCUGGCCAGGAGGGAACACCACAGCAGCACCCGAGGCUAAGUGUGUCUUCAACGAGGAGUUCAAGUUCAUCCUGCUGCCCAUCUCCUAUGGCAUCGUCUUCGUGGUGGGGCUGCCCCUCAACUCCUGGGCCCUGUGGAUGUUCAUCUGCAGGAUGAGGCCCUGGAAUGCCACCACCACCUACAUGGUCAACCUGGCCCUCUCAGACAUGCUCUACGUCCUGUCCCUGCCCACCCUGGUCUAUUAUUACGCCGACCGCAACAAUUGGCCUUUCGGGAUGGGGCUGUGCAAGAUCGUGCGGUUCCUCUUCUACGCCAACCUCUACAGCAGCAUCCUCUUCCUCACCUGCAUCAGCGUGCACCGCUACAUGGGCAUCUGCCACCCCAUCCGCUCCCUCAAGUGGGUGAAGACCAAGCACGCCCGCAUCAUCUGCGUGGCCUCCUGGCUCGUGGUCAUCAUCUGCCUCAUCCCCAACCUCAUCUUCGUCACCACCAGCUCCAAGGGCAACACCACCCUGUGCCACGACACCACCAAGCCCGAGGAUUUCGACCACUACGUGCACUACAGCUCCUCCGUCAUGGCCCUGCUCUUCGGGGUGCCCUUCCUGGUCAUCGUCCUGUGCUACUGCCUGAUGGCCAAGCGGCUCUGCAAGUCCAGCUUCUCCAGCCCCGGCCUCCGCAUGCCCUCCUACAAGAGGCGCUCCAUCAGGAUGAUCAUCGUGGUGCUUGCCGUCUUCGCCAUCUGCUUCGUGCCCUUCCACAUCACCCGCACCCUCUACUACACCUCCCGCUACUUCCAGGCCGACUGCCGGACCCUCAACAUCAUCAACUUCAGCUACAAGAUCACGCGGCCGCUGGCCAGCAUCAACAGCUGCCUGGAUCCCAUCCUGUACUUCAUGGCUGGGGACAAGUACCGGGGCCGGCUGCGCCGCGGGGCCGCCCAGCGCCUCCGGCCCGUGCCCACGCUGGACCUGGUCCUGGUGUCACCCUUCACGGACAACGUCACGGACGGCAGCCACAUCUCCCAUGUCACCCGAGGGACCGGCACCGCACGCGGUGGAGGCGGGUGCUGAGGGGGUUCCGUAGCCUCAGCCCUGGGCUCCAGG